This is a messenger RNA of Megalobrama amblycephala (Wuchang bream), 438 nucleotides long. RefSeq names its product zinc finger protein OZF-like. The record is from RefSeq and is a predicted model, not a curated record. The annotation marks the transcript as partial. Gene Ontology annotation, cellular component: nucleus. Lineage: Eukaryota; Metazoa; Chordata; Actinopteri; Cypriniformes; Xenocyprididae. The transcript is spliced from 3 exons.
GUGACGUCACAAAGCGGCGCCGCGCUCCAGCGUCUGUGAUUUGGCUGGAGAAAGAAAAACUCCUGGUGAAGCAGAUGAGAACAACGUGACGCUAUUAUAAAGAUGGAGUUUAUUAAAGAGGAGAGCGAAGACCUGAAGAUUGACGAAACAUUUAAAGUGAAACAAGAAGAUACUGAGGAACAAACAGACCUGAUGGCCCUGAAUGAAGAAAGUCAAGAACUGAAUGAAAAGGAAGAGAAAGAUCAGAAUGAAAACCCUGAUUUCAUAACUGGAGAAAAGUCUUUUAGUUUCUCACAGACUGAAAAUUCUUCCUCACAAAAGAUGAGAGCUAGAAGUAAUUUCACCUGCCAAGAGUGUGGAAAGAGUUUCAGUCAACCUGGAAACCUUAAAGUCCACAUGAGAAUUCACACUGGAGAGAAGCCUUUUACCUGCCAACAG